UCUCACUAGCGCUGCUAGUGGACAAUCAGACCUACACACCCACCUCCAGACACACUCUCUCGCAUUUCUCAUUUCUUACUUCUAGUCUAAAUUAGAUAGCAAAGACGCAGUGUCGGAGCUCACACAACACAUCUCAGCAACAGAAUUAGUUUGAAGCGCCAGCAGGUUAGUUAGUUAAAAGCAAGCAAAUCUGAAAUUCAACAUGGAGUCCCCUCCAGAUCCAGCGAGCGACCCGGGCAACAGCGCCUCGGAGCCGGCUACCCCGGUCAGGGAAACCCCGGUAAACCUGGAGACGCUCCGGAAAGCGGAGCAUCCAGCGCCGGUUCGAAGGCAGACCUGCUCCAGCACCAACAGAGGUAUCUCAGUAACAAAGAAGACACAUACCUCUCAAAUCGAAAUAAUUCCCUGCAAGAUCUGUGGAGACAAAUCAUCAGGCAUCCAUUACGGCGUGAUAACAUGUGAAGGCUGUAAGGGCUUCUUCAGGAGGAGUCAGCAGAGCAAUGCGGCCUACUCCUGCCCCCGUCAGAAGAACUGCCUGAUCGACCGCACCAGCCGCAACCGCUGCCAGCACUGCCGGCUGCAGAAGUGCCUGGCAGUGGGCAUGUCACGAGAUGCGGUGAAGUUUGGCCGCAUGUCGAAGAAGCAGCGAGACAGCCUGUACGCUGAGGUCCAGAAGCACCGGCUGCAGCAGGCGCAGCGUGAACACCAACAACAGCCGGGAGAGGCGGAGCCGCUCACACCUAGCUAUGGCCUGUCAGCCAAUGGCCUCACAGAGCUCCAUGAUGACCUCAGCGGCUACAUGGACGGUCACACCCCUGAUGGCAGCAAACCAGACUCGGCGGUCAGCAGCUUCUACCUGGACAUCCAGCCGUCUCCUGACCAGUCAGGCCUGGACAUCAACGGCAUCAAGCCGGAGCCCAUCUGCGACUUUGCCCCCGGCUCUGGCUUCUUCCCUUACUGCUCCUUCACCAACGGAGAAACCUCCCCCACCGUGUCCAUGGCUGAACUAGAGCACCUGGCCCAGAACAUCUCCAAGUCACACAUGGAGACAUGUCAGUACUUGAGGGAGGAGCUGCAGCAGAUGACCUGGCAGGCCUUCCUGCAGGAGGAGGUCGAGAGCUACCAGAGCAAGCCCCGGGAAGUCAUGUGGCAGCUGUGUGCUAUCAAAAUAACAGAGGCCAUUCAGUAUGUGGUGGAGUUCGCCAAGCGCAUCGACGGCUUCAUGGAGCUGUGUCAGAACGAUCAGAUAGUGCUGCUGAAAGCAGGCUCUUUGGAAGUUGUGUUUGUCAGAAUGUGCCGUGCCUUUGACUCGCAAAACAACACCGUCUAUUUUGAUGGAAAGUAUGCUGGACCUGAUGUGUUCAAGUCAUUAGGCUGUGACGACUUGAUCAGCUCCGUCUUCGAGUUUGGGAAAAACUUGUGUUCUAUGCACCUGUCUGAGGAUGAGAUCGCCCUGUUCUCCGCCUUUGUGUUGAUGUCUGCUGACCGGUCUUGGCUCCAGGAGAAGGUGAAGGUUGAGAAACUCCAGCAGAAGAUCCAACUGGCCCUCCAGCACGUCCUGCAGAAGAACCACAGAGAGGAUGGUAUACUUACAAAGUUGAUAUGCAAAGUGUCGACACUGCGAGCGCUGUGCAGUAGGCAUACAGAGAAGCUCACAGCUUUCAAAGCAAUAUACCCAGACAUUGUGCGUGCCCACUUCCCCCCCUUAUACAAGGAGCUGUUCGGAUCAGACUUUGAGCAGUCCAUGCCCGUUGACGGGUAGCAGCCCUGCCAGGUGCCAGUGUGCCCACCGUAGGGGAAUGUGGAGGAGGAAUCUGAGACACUUUAUUGGUGCCCUGCACAAACCGGAGCGGACAGAUGGCACGCUGUUCUUCUUUUACAUCGGAGGGGGAGGGCUUAGGGAGUUGAUUCUCAAGGUUUACUUUAUUGAAUUUAGUUCUCUUUGGAAGACUUGUGGGACCCGACACCCCAUGGGACGCGAAGAGGAGAUAGGGACAAAUAAUUUCUGUCUGGUUGAACUUGACCCUCUUUUGCGCAUUUUUCUAUCACGAUUAAUUUUCAUUCACUCAUUUUCACCAGUAUUUAUUGCAUCGCUAUUAUUAUGAUUUUAUGCAUCUGACUUGUAAGAGUAUAAACAAUUAGUCACUUUUGGAAUUAAAAUAGCUGAAGAUGUCUUCAAUUAGAAGAUAAAUCCGCAUCAGUAUUAUUUUUGAGAUUACAUUCCCAAAACAGUUUUAAGGAUUUUCACAUUCAAAUAGUCUUAUCCCUAUCUCCGAAAUGAACUGCUGACAAAUGCGCACAUUUUGGUCAAGUUCAGCCCCUUUUUUCCUCUUGUGUUCAGUCGUAUCUUUUGGACGCGGUUCUUGGAAUGAAAACUCACAGCGACUUUGAGGGAGGGUCCGUCGGCAUGGUGAUGCAAUCGACACCUCUCUGUGGACAAUCGUUUAAAAAAGAAAAAAAAGAAACAUAGAAUUCUGGUAAUUCUAAUGAAAAACGCAAUGAUUUUAGCUGUCAAAGACUCCAUCCACCAUUGUUGCAUAGUGAAAUCAUGUAAGGCCAUCUGCUAUUAAUCCUUCUCUGGACAGGUGCCCUGGAGAAGCACGGGGCACCAACACAACGAAAAGGGUCCAUUCCACCUGUUUUAUAAUGUACUACAGGGUAUAUGGUCAUAAGUACUUACUAUACAGAAAAAAAGUAAUGUUUAUAGAAUCUAUUUUAAAUAACAUGUAUGAUAUUAGUAGUUAGACCAUUCUUAAUUGUUGAAUUGAUAAGGCACUUUUAUUUACACCUUUCUUUAAUUUAAGACUUGUAUAUUUACCUAGUGAUGUGUUGCAUGUGCACAAGAAAUACAAGUUGAACCAUGGUCACGGAGGCUAGUCCAUUGGAGCUGCAGAUGAUACUGGUCUGGAAGUGUUAAGGGCUGUCUGGUAGGGUUGCUGGCGAGGCUGCUGGUUGGUGAACAAAGAGGCACGGAUGAGAAGGCAGGUUAGAGGAGCUCCAUCACCUGUUACCUCAACAAUAACCGCCUGCAUGACACCUGACAAAGUGUAGCUCUGAUACUCCUUUUAGCGAGAAUGCACACAUACAAUAACAGCCAACAAACCUUGUAGUGACGUUACAGUCUCGUGGAUUUCUAGAUCUUUGUUAUGAACAGACCUGGAUUGAACAGCAUUCGUUUAAAGAGGACCUAUUAUGCUUUUGUGCUUUUUCUCUUUUCUUUAAUGUGUUAUAUACGUUUUUUUUUGUGCACCUAAACAUUCGGCAAAGUUACAAAGCCCAAAGAUUAGGCCAAAAGGAGUU
This is a messenger RNA of Sebastes umbrosus (honeycomb rockfish), 3300 nucleotides long. It is a transcript of the gene roraa, whose product is annotated as RAR-related orphan receptor A, paralog a. Bases 203 to 1762 code for a protein of 519 amino acids. Gene Ontology annotation, cellular component: nucleus. Gene Ontology annotation, biological process: regulation of transcription by RNA polymerase II. The transcript has 11 exons. Gene Ontology annotation, molecular function: nuclear receptor activity; zinc ion binding; RNA polymerase II cis-regulatory region sequence-specific DNA binding. The record is from RefSeq and is a predicted model, not a curated record. Lineage: Eukaryota; Metazoa; Chordata; Actinopteri; Perciformes; Sebastidae.